Messenger RNA from Salvelinus namaycush (lake trout), 3381 nucleotides. Its product is annotated as calpain-5-like. Gene Ontology annotation, biological process: proteolysis. The record is from RefSeq and is a predicted model, not a curated record. Gene Ontology annotation, molecular function: calcium-dependent cysteine-type endopeptidase activity. Gene Ontology annotation, cellular component: cytoplasm. Bases 370 to 2286 code for a protein of 638 amino acids. Lineage: Eukaryota; Metazoa; Chordata; Actinopteri; Salmoniformes; Salmonidae. The transcript is spliced from 13 exons.
CUCAAAUGUUUUAUAUGAAAAACAGUUGGCUCCAGUUAAUAUUUAAGAGCUUUGAUUCAACUUGAUCAUGUCACUGGAGCAGUAGGUCUAGUCGACACUAAAAUAAAACACCACAUGUUUCGGAUCAACAUAGUCAGGGAACCAGAGUAGCUUGAGCUCAGCUCCAGCUGUUAAGACACCCUCCCCUGUGUGUGAGAGAGCGAGAGAGAGAACGAGAGCGCGAAAGAGACAGCAAGUGAGUCCCGAGGAGCUCGUGCAUCAGAAGAGCAGCCUCCGGGAGGGAACAAGGGAUCACUCCGACUGAAGCCCCAGUAGGACUGGAGAGAAACGAAUACGUCAUCGAGGGAGUCAACUCUUCCAAGCAGGGUGAUGGUGGUGCCAUAUGAAAGCCAGGGCUAUUCCUCCCUGCGUAGGGAGUGCCAGCAGCGUCGAGUCCUGUUUGAAGACUCUGUGUUUCCGGCUACGGACCAGUCUCUGUUCUACAAGACCAACCGCAUAGGAACCAUCACCUGGAAGAGACCUAAGGAGCUGUGUGAUAACCCCAAGUUGUUUGUGAAUGGUAUCAGUGCUCAUGACCUCCUCCAGGGCCAGCUGGGGAACUGUUGGUUCGUAGCUGCAUGCUCCUCCCUGGCAUCCAGAGAAACUCUGUGGCAAAAGGUGAUUCCGGACCAUAAGGACCAGGAAUGGGAUGAGGAGAAGCCGGAAUCUUAUGCCGGAAUUUUCCACUUCCGCUUCUGGCGCUUUGGAGAAUGGAUUGAUGUUGUCAUCGACGACCGGUUGCCCACUGCGAACGGCAACUUGGUCUAUUGUCACUCCAGUGACAGCAACGAGUUCUGGAGCGCCCUGGUGGAGAAGGCUUACGCCAAGAUGUAUGGGUGUUACGAGGCAUUGGACGGGGGCAACACAGCGGAUGCGUUGGUGGAUUUCACUGGUGGCGUCUCGGAGCCCUUGGACCUGCUGGAGGAAGGGUUGAGUACGGACGAGGAGAAACGCUCAGUGCUGUUCGACAGAGUCCUCAAAGUCCACAACAGAGGAGGCCUCAUCAGCUCCUCCAUACGGGCGGCCAGUUCAGCAGAGAUGGAGGCUCGUCUGGCCUGUGGUCUGGUGAAGGGUCAUGCCUACGCUGUGACGGAUGUUAGAAAGGUCCGGCUGGGCCACGGCCUCAUGGCUUACUUCAAGUCCGACAAACUCACAAUGAUACGACUCCGAAAUCCCUGGGGGGAGAGCGAGUGGAAAGGAGCCUGGAGCGACAGCUCAGAGGAGUGGGGGAAGGUGAGUAAGAGUGAAAGAGAGAAGAUUGGAAUGACGGUGCAGGAUGAUGGAGAAUUCUGGAUGACAUUUGAUGACUUCUGUCAGUACUUCAGUGAUUUGAUCAUGUGUCGUCUGAUCAACACUUCCUACCUGUCUCUCCACAAGACCUGGGAGGAGGGCUCUCUAAAGGGCGCCUGGCGGAACCAUGACGACCCGCUCAGCAACCGUGCCGGGGGCUGCACCAACAACAAACACACCUUCCUACAGAACCCACAGUAUGUGUUCAAUGUGAAGAAGCCAGAGGAUGAGGUGCUGGUUUGUCUACAGCAGACAGACAGGAGAGCCAGACCUAAAGAGGGGAAGGGAGAAAACCUGGCUAUAGGCUUCGAGAUACACCGGGUGGAGUUGAACAGGCAGUACCGUAUGCACACUCGGCAGCAGAAGGUGUGUGGGAGUGUGUACAUCAACUCCAGGUGUGUGUUCCUACGCUGUGCCUUGAUGGAGGGUCGUUACGUUGUCAUACCCACGACCUUUGACCCCGCUCUGGAAGGAGACUUCCUAUUACGCAUCUUCACUGACGUCCCCGCCGACUGCAGAGAGUUAACCCUUGAUGAGCCAGCCCAGACGUGUUGGUCAGGACUGUGUGGUUUCCCUUCCCUGGUCACUCAGAUCCAUGUCCACAGAGCAGAUGGACUGGCUGGACAAGACUCUGAUGGAGCAUCAGAUCCAUAUGUGAUCAUUCGUUGUGAGGGGGAGAAGGUUUGUUCUCCGGUCUAUAAAGACACCCGCAGCCCAACCUUUGACACCAAGGCUCUAUUCUACAGGAAGAAAACUAACCAGCCUAUACUGAUAGAGGUGUAUAACAACAACGUGUUGAUGGAUUCCUUCCUGGGUCAGGUCAGUUUGACCUCUGACCCCGGCGACCCCCAGCAGGUUACCGUCCACCUGAGGGACAAGGGUAAUCACCAAGACAAUGACCUCCCGGGCACGCUCACCGUCUCCAUGGUGACCAGCAACAUUCUCACUAACAUCUGACUAACCGUCAACCAAUCUAUCAAUCAGUGCCUUACUCCCUCCGUCCAAUAGGAGAGAGAAGCCAUAAAAAUAAAUUAGCCAUAAAACAUCUGUUGAGGGACCAAAGUUAGCCUUCCAGACUAUAUAGUGUUGUUUUUACUGGGUGUAGUACUAACUCCAACCACAUAGGGGCAUCAGAGGACAGAUAAUCUCCUAGUUCUUCUUUCUCAUCUUAUAACCACUUUAACUUGUGCCAUUACAGAUAUAUAAAUGCAUGUCCAGUAUUUCAGCAGUAUAUGUUGUCCUGUUUACAUUUAUUCCCAUGUUUUACAUUUCAGUCAGCUUUGUACUAGUCUCUCUCAAGAAACUGAGUUGGAUCUGGGUACCGAGAGCGGCUACUGACAUUUCUAGUCUUUCGGAAAGACACUUAUUUUUGUUAACUUCAUAAUUCAACUUUUAAAAAAUGAGAUUUCUGUCUGUUGCUCUACUUUGUAUCACAUUGAUUUUCCAGUGGGAGGCCAAAUACUCAGUAGUGACACAUCAUUCAGGGCAUUUGAGCCCUACCUGUUUAGCAUGUUAUUUUGGCAUUACUACAUGUCACAUAUCAGUUUGCAAACAAUGUAACAAAAACACAUCUAAUACUGAGUUAAUAAAGCUGUAUAACAAACAUGGUCUCUUUUUUGCUUUCUUGAGUAAGGCAGCUCCAAAAUGUAGGUGUUUUAGUCGAGAUCAGUUCUUUCUGUGGUGGUGGGGCAGUGUUAUGGGAUUUUUGUGUUUUAAUGACUAAAAUAUGUAUACAUUUGACUUAGAUGUUACUGUAUGAAUGAAACUUAUUAUAAUCAUAAUGCUGAGUGUAAUAUGUUCCUUAUUAGAAAGAAUGGAGUUAUCUUCAGACAGGCUGGAAUGCUGUGUUCCUUACAGGACAUUCUGUCUCUACCCAGGGAGGGGAAGGACCUUGGGUUGGUUGCAGAUAGUAAUGAGGCUGUGAACUGUAUUGCCAUUGUAUUCUAGAGGAGGAUGGACAUUAAAACCUAUGACAUCAUCUUUAUUAUAUAACCUGAUGUAAAUUGUACUAUGAUUCAGUACUCUCGAGAAUAAACGCGAUUGAUUGAUUUU